Messenger RNA from Brassica napus (rape), 1478 nucleotides. RefSeq lists its product as uncharacterized. The record is from RefSeq and is a predicted model, not a curated record. NCBI's taxonomy places the organism in Eukaryota, Viridiplantae, Streptophyta, Magnoliopsida, Brassicales, Brassicaceae. The transcript is spliced from 3 exons. The coding region runs from base 230 to 1366 and encodes 378 amino acids.
AAAAUAGUUUGAGAACGUAUAGAGACGCAUCUUUUUCACUAGACUAUUUAUUCUAACAUCUUUAAUGCAUAUAGAGACACAAACGUAACAAACAAUGUAGGAUUGAAUAUACAUUGUGACAUUUGACACACGACAAUGCCAAUCAGGCUAUAAGAUAACACAGAUGCAUGUGAGAGGGAGAGAGAUGUAGAUUUAACUUAUAUGACUAUAUUUAUAUAGACAUUAAAACAUGAUCACCUCUAAGAAAAUAGCGGCGAGCUCUAGGCCGAUGAAACAGACGCCGCUGCAGCUUCAAACGAAGUGUAGAGGGCUUAAAUGGGUUGUUUUAUUUGUUUUAAUAUUUUUCCUGUCUCUAGUUGUCUAUCAUUUUGCUUCACUUGCUCAGCCACAGCCUCUACCGCUCCCGCAGUCUUCCAGCUUUUAUGCGUUUGUUCCGCCUCUGAUCUCAGACAAAAAAAAUUCUAACAACAAUGAUAACGGACAGUUUGAGGCAGAAGAUAGUAAAAAUUUGGAAAGAAUUCUAAGGGAAGCAUCGAUGGCGGAGAAGACCGUGAUAGUGACGAUGAUGAAUCAGGCUUAUGCGGAUCUAAACUCAACAUUUGAUGUGUUUCUCGAGGGCUUUCAAGUCGGUGAUGGCACAGAGAAGUUGCUCCGUCACGUGCUCGUGGUGUGUUUGGACGAGAGAGCUUACUCACAUUGCGUGGAGGUCUUUCCUCACCGUUGUUUCUUGCUGAGGACUACCGGCAUUGAUUUCUCAGGCGAGAGGCUGUUCACGGUGGGGGAUUAUCUCGAGAUGAUGUGGCGCCGAACCGAGUUCUUGGGUUCUUCGCUUAAGCUCGGAUAUAACUUCCUCUUCACGGACAUGGAUACAGUGUGGCUUCGAGAUCCAUUUCCUCGAUUAAUUCCGGAUGUAGAUUUUCAAAUCGCUUGCGACCGCUUCAACGGAAAUUCUAGCGAUACCCGCAAUUAUGCCGAUGGAGGAUUCAAAUUUGUCGUGGCGAACCACAGAACAAUCGAGUUCUACAACUAUUGGUAUGAGUCCAGACUAAGAUACCCUGGCAAUAACGAGCAGGACGUAAUUAACAAGAUCAAAGGCAAUAAAUAUCUCAACAAAAUCGGACUCAAAAUGAGGUUUCUAGACACGACACAUGUCGGAAAUUUCUGCCAACGAAACUGGGAUAUUACCAAAGUUUGUGUAAUGCAUGGGAAUUGUUGCAUUGGACAGGAUAAUAAGAUAAAAGAUUUAAGACAAGUUCUUGACGACUGGACGGCUUAUUUUUCCAAUGGAGACCGGGCAAGGGAGUUUCGUCAGCCGAUGAAUUGCUGGAGAAGUCUAAGGCGGCAGUAUAAUAAAGAGCGUGGUUAAUUUAUUUUUCUUGACGUUGUUGAAAGUAAAUCAAAAUAGCCAACGAGUUUUAUGAAUACCCGUAAUGUAGGAUAAAACAUUAUUUUGCUUUCAAGUAACGUGAAUUAGAGCA